CUCAAACAAGACAAAGAUCGAGGGACCUGUCGCCAAUGAUGCCAACCGAGUCCAGGCACUAUGUGGUCGCACUGGCGGCCCAGCAUGACACCGCCUCGUAUCCUGCCCGCCCAGCUCGUCGUCAUUUCGAGACAUCAUGAUGGGAGACCACGGCGGACGGACAGCUUGGUCAGCCAUUCUCUCCAUAAAAGUGACAGAUCCAUAUUGUCAUGACUAUCUGUAGUCCUUUAAAAGGCUCCGUGGUGACAACAGCAUUGCUUCUACAGCUCGGAGCCUCCAUCCUCUUCGAGCACCACCACUAGCCCCAGAACACCAAAUCCACCAAGGACCGGACAUCACCAUGGCUGUAACAGAUUCCACCGUCGUUUUCAUCAGUGGUGUAGGCAAGGGCAUCGGCGCCGGCAUCGCCAAGCUCUACCUCUCCCGUCCCCACCACAUCGUCAUCGGCUCCGUCCGCGACGUCUCCACGCCCUCCGUCGCCGAGCUCAAGGCCUCUCCCACCGCUCCUCCUGGCUCCAAGCUUCUUCUCGUGCACAUCGAGUCCACCUCCUCCACCGACCCCGCCGCCGCCGUCGAGGCCAUUCGUGCCCAGGGAAUCGAUCACAUUGACAUCGCCAUCGCCAACGCGGGCGCCAUGCCUUCCACCGUUCCCAUCGAGGAGGUUGAUACCAAGGACAUGCUGGAGAACUACCACAUCAACGCCAUUGGCCCUUUGCUCCUCUUCCAGGCGCUCUUGCCGCUGCUCAAGAAGGGCACUGAGCCCAAGUGGGCCAGCGUGUCGACUACUGCAGGAAGUAUUGGCUUGGUUGAUCCGUUGGCGGCCUGGAUCCUGCCGGCGUAUGGAGGCGCGAAGGCGGCGCUGAACUGGCUUACGGCUGGUAUUGCGAGCAGCCAGAAGGAGUGGAUGACUACUAUUGCGCUGCACCCGGGCUUGGUCCAGACUGGACCAGGUAACUGGGUUGCGCAGAAGGUUGGGAUGGGGGAUAAGGCGCCGGUGACGGUGGGGGAUAGUGCGGCCAGUGUUGUUAAGCUGAUCGACGGCCUCACGAAGGAGUCUAACGGCAAGUUUUACAAUGCUGUUGAUGGUACUGAGGUGCCAUGGUAA
This is a messenger RNA of Neurospora crassa OR74A, 1105 nucleotides long. RefSeq lists its product as hypothetical. Bases 341 to 1105 code for a protein of 254 amino acids. The transcript has 3 exons. The record is from RefSeq and is a predicted model, not a curated record. Lineage: Eukaryota; Fungi; Ascomycota; Sordariomycetes; Sordariales; Sordariaceae.